AUGUUCCCCGAAUCCGACUUCCUCGGACGCGACGUCAUCGAGAUCCCCUUCGGUAAUGACGCGCCGCUUGUCGGCGGCCUAAAAAGUUACGACUACUUCGGCGACGGGAGCUUCUACCUCCUCGAAGCACCCGGGCUCACCCCCGCUAUCCUGCACUGCGUCGGCCACAUGCUCGGCCUAGCCCGCACGACGCCCUCACCCGCCGCAACCUGA
This is a messenger RNA of Fomitopsis serialis, 213 nucleotides long. RefSeq lists its product as uncharacterized. NCBI's taxonomy places the organism in Eukaryota, Fungi, Basidiomycota, Agaricomycetes, Polyporales, Fomitopsidaceae. Bases 1 to 213 code for a protein of 70 amino acids. The record is from RefSeq and is a predicted model, not a curated record. The transcript has 2 exons.